AUGAUGGGUGGCAGCGUGCUAUGGUUUCGGCAUGGACUGCGUCUGCACGACAAUCCGUCGUUGCAGGCAGCGUUACAAGAUAGGAGUAUACCCUUCUUUCCUGUUUUCAUCUUUGACGGAGAGACGGCAGGCACUAAAGAAGUGGGGUAUAAUCGGAUGCGGUAUUUGCUCGAGGCCUUGAACGAUUUGGACAUCCAGUUUAACAAGUAUGGCGGAAAACUUCACAUGAUAAAAGGGAAGCCCGAUGUUGUAUUCCGACGUCUUUGGGAGGAACUCGGUAUUCGCAAGAUUUGCUUUGAACAGGACUGUGAGCCCAUAUGGCGCGCUCGUGAUGAGCGCGUGCGAAACCUCUGCCGAGAAAUAGGAGUGUCGUGCUGUGAAAACGUCUCUCAUACCCUAUGGGAUCCAGAUAAAGUCAUAAACGCUAACGGUGGCAUUCCACCACUGACCUAUCAGAUGUUUCUGCAUACUGUUGGAAUCAUUGGCAACCCACCUCGCCCUGUGGAUGACGUAGACUUGAAAGGAGUCAACUUUGGUACUCUUCCUAAAAGCUUCUAUGAAGAAUUUACUGUUUUCGAUAAGUCCCCAAAACCGGAAGAUUUGGGAGUUUUUUUGGAAAACGAGGACAUUCGCAUGAUACGUUGGGUUGGUGGUGAGACAGCCGCGUUGAAUCAGAUGCAGAACCGUCUGGCCGUCGAAUACGAGACUUUUCUCAGAGGCUCGUAUUUACCGACGCAUGGUAACCCUGACUUGCUCGGAUCGCCUAUUUCCUUGAGUCCAGCACUUCGUUUUGGCUGCCUCUCAGUUCGCCGAUUCUAUUGGUCUGUCCAAGAUCUGUUCCAACAAGUGCAUCAAGGGCGUCUCUCUGCGACUCAGUUUAUCACUGGUCAACUCAUAUGGCGCGAAUAUUUCUACACCAUGAGCGUGAACAAUCCAAACUACGCGCAGAUGGCCGGCAAUCCUAUAUGCUUGGACAUACCCUGGAAGGAGCCAGAAAACGAUGAACUUCAAAGAUGGAAGGAGGGCCGCACGGGGUUCCCGUUCGUGGACGCGGCCAUGCGGCAACUGCGCACGGAGGGCUGGCUGCACCACGUCGUGCGCAACACUGUCGCCUCCUUCCUCACGCGCGGCACGCUGUGGCUGUCCUGGGAGCACGGCCUGGCGCACUUCCUCAAGUACCUGCUGGACGCCGACUGGUCGGUGUGCGCCGGCAACUGGAUGUGGGUAUCGUCGAGCGCGUUCGAGGCGCUGCUGGACUCGGGCGAGUGCGCGUGCCCGGUGCGGCUGGGGCGCCGCCUGGAGCCCACCGGCCAGUACGUGCGCCGCUACGUGCCCGAGCUGGCGCGCAUGCCCGUCGAAUACAUCUACGACCCGUGGAACGCGCCGCUGCAGGUGCAGCAGCGCGCGGGCUGCGUGGUGGGGCGGCACUACCCCGCGCGCGUCGUCGACCAGCGCGCCGCCGCGCAGCGCAACCGCGCCGCGAUGCAGGAACUACGUCGAAUGCUCGAAAAGGUACCACCUCAUUGCUGUCCUUCUUCGGAGGAUGAGGUUCGCCAGUUCAUGUGGCUCGGGGAAGAGACUCAGGCUGAGGUUUCUACAUCUUAAAAACGAUGAUAUUUUAUACACUAUUAUCUGAACUUUUCUUAUUUUUUACAGGAAAUACCAUAUUUAGUCGUUAUAUAUUUUUAUAUGUUGAUUUUUAAAGAUCUGAAAAUGUUUUGAACAAAUAGUAAAAUGUAUUUUCAGAAGUAAGUGCCAAAGCCAAAUCUAAUAUUUUGUUGUAGGUAUUUAAAUUUCUCACAGAUUUAGAAAAAUAAAAACAAUAGUUUAUUAA
Melitaea cinxia (Glanville fritillary) is the source of this 1834-nucleotide messenger RNA. RefSeq names its product cryptochrome-1 (gene cry). Gene Ontology annotation, biological process: entrainment of circadian clock by photoperiod; circadian regulation of gene expression. NCBI's taxonomy places the organism in Eukaryota, Metazoa, Arthropoda, Insecta, Lepidoptera, Nymphalidae. Bases 1 to 1605 code for a protein of 534 amino acids. Gene Ontology annotation, cellular component: cytoplasm; nucleus. Gene Ontology annotation, molecular function: FAD binding; DNA binding. The transcript has 12 exons. The record is from RefSeq and is a predicted model, not a curated record.